Molecule: messenger RNA, 5124 nt
Organism: Notolabrus celidotus (New Zealand spotty)
Lineage: Eukaryota; Metazoa; Chordata; Actinopteri; Labriformes; Labridae
Product: protein SPT2 homolog
Exons: 6
Coding region: 517-2712 (731 amino acids)
Biological process (GO): nucleosome assembly; regulation of DNA-templated transcription
Cellular component (GO): nucleolus
Molecular function (GO): DNA binding; histone binding
Source: RefSeq, a predicted model, not a curated record
GUAGGAGUGAAUCCUCUCUCUUCGUCAGAGCACUCUGAGCUUGUGUGGCACCAUAAAUAUUUCAGUCUCUGUCUAGUAGCGUCAGAUCCUUCCACACCCGGCGUUUGUUGUGGCUGAGUUUCUAUUGUUUUACGUUCGGAAGGUUUUCCAAACACCGAUAUUUUGAUGGUUUUGCGUUAGUGUGUGUCGUUAUAUCGGUGCAAAGGGGGAAGUUCGUCUGUCGAUCCUGUUAGGUGGCUCGUUAAUGUAGGGUUAGCUAGCGUUGAGUUCGCUAGCACAUGCUAACGUACGCAAACGUAAGCUGUAAAGCAGCGUCACCUUGUUAAUUUACAAUCUCGAUGGAGAUGGUUUGAUGAAGUGGUGUCCUUAUGCUUACCUGGAUGCCGGACAUUGACACUAAAAAGGAGAGCUUAUUUGACCGAUUGGUGAGCUAAAAGCUAACGUUAGCAUCCAGCACCUUUUGCUUGAGUUUGGCUCGAUUCACUUUAAACACCAGAACACAUCACUGCUGUCAAAAUGAUGGACUUCGAUAAUAUACUGGACAUCGCUACUCAAAACAAAGGUGGCAGCUCUUCACAGAAGAGGUACAGUUUACAAGCUGGCCCACCCAAAAAGGAUCCAAAGUCGAGAGGCGUAAAUCCUGCUGCUGUGCAGGCACUACUGAAAAAGCAAGUGACUGACGCCAAAAAGAAAGAAGUUAAAAUGAGGAAACAGAAGGACGAACUACUAGCCAAGAGGGUGGAACUGAAGUCGGACCGUAAAGCCCGAGCCAUGGCUUCCAGAACUAAGGACAAUUUUAGAGGCUAUAAUGGAGUCCCAGUGGUAGAUGUUCCUAAGAAGAGGAAAACAAAACAAGAAAUGGAGGAAGAAAGAUCAAUGAACCAGGACAGACUUGGGAAUUACUCUAAUGAUCCAGAGGAUGAUGAGGACAAUUAUGAGUAUGAUCAAUCAGAUUCAGAACCAGAACAGGAGCCAGAGCCACUGAGACCAGGGAAAAAUACUGGUGUUAAUGGGAAUAGUAGGAUUGUUAACACCUCCUCUAAGAAAUCCAGUGGGGCCCCAAAAGCUGCUUCUGCUCCCAUGAACUUUGCAGACUUAUUGAAAUUAGCAGAGAAGAAGCAGUUUGAGCCAGUUGACUUAAAACCCAAGACGGCGAUAAAGGAAGAGAGGCUCCGCACAGCUGACGAGAUACGGGAAUUGGAGGUGGAGCGUAGGGCUAAGAGACCAGACAAAGACAAAGACCCAAAGGCAGAUCGAGAAAGAGAUCGUAAACCCCACUCUAGCUCUGGUUCAAUGAGACACAGCUCUUUAGAGAAGGAGCAGAAGAACGGCAAACCACAAAAGUACUCCCAAGAAAAGCCAAGUCAGCCCACUGGGUCAGUGAAGAAGUCCCACCAAAUCCACAAUAGCAAUAAAGGUCAUUCUUCUUCUAAGACCCCAGUAAGUGACAGAGAAAGAGAGAGACCCAAGAUGCCUCACAGUGAUAGGGACAGACCCAAGGCGAGCAUGUCUCUCCCAUCUGGUGCCAUGAACAGUAAAGUUCCUCAGAAAGCAUCAUCUUCUCAGGUUUCAGCCAAACAAGGGGGUCCCAGGCCCUUGCCUAGUCACAAAUCCAGCACCUCAAGUGACCUUAGCUUUAAAAAAGAAGGCUCAUCUCUACCUCAUGGCAGAGGUUCAGGUAUUCCUGGGAGCAGGCUUUCUGGCGCAGCUACACCAGGGCAAAAGUCUCAAAAUGGGGGCUUCUUACAGACUAGGCCAAGUCAGGGUAGCUCAUCGAAGCAAGAACUUUCCACUGGAAGCCAAAAGUCGGGAAAGGGAGAACAAAUGAGGCCUGGAAUGAAUUCUGCAGUAAAAUCAAAUGGUCAUUCAGUGAUGAGACCUUCAUCAGGCAGCCCUCAUAAGGCAGGGAGUCAACAUCAAGCAAGGCCUGCUGGUGUCCAUCAGGCGAGGCCUGCUGGCCCCCCACAGGGAAGGCCUGCUGGCCCCCCACAAGCAAGGUCUGCUGGUGUCCAACAGGCGAGGCCCGCUGGUCCCCCACAGGGGAGGCCUACUGGAAGGGGCCUGCAGGGUCACCCUGGAGGAAAUGGAUCCCGACCCCCAGGAUUUGGACCUGGUCGGCCUGGUAGUGGGGGACCAGUGCGGCCGAGUGGAACCAUGGGCUCUGGACCCGGAAGACCUAAGUGCACUGUGGUGUCGGAGACCAUCUCAUCCAAGAAUGUUGGAGGGGCCAGACCAGGAAUCCCUCCUCGCCCUGGUAUGCAGCAGAGACCUGGGGUGGCACCUAGAUCAGGGAUGCCUCCUAGACCGGGAAUGCCUCCCAGACAGGGAAUGCCUCCAAGACAAGGAAUGCCUCCUAGACCUAUGAUGAACAGACCACCAGGUACAAUGCUACCCCCCAUCACCUCUGCAUACAAGAGGAAAUACGAGGAUGAGGAAGAUGAGUAUGACUCAGAAAUGGAUGAUUUUAUUGAUGAUGAAGGAGAGGAGCAGGACCAAAUUUCCAAGCACAUCAGGGAGAUCUUUGGCUAUGACAAAAACAAAUACAAGGAUGAGAGUGACUAUGCACUUAGAUUCAUGGAGAGCAGCUGGAAAGAUAUGCAGAAAGAAGAGGCCAGGAGCCUGAAGAUGGCCGUGCAGGAAGAUCAGGAGGAGGAGAGACGAGAGGAAGAGAUAUUUAAGAGACAAAAUGUAAAGAGAAUCAAAAAAUCCUGAAGCCUCUCUACCAUUGAGAUGAUAAGAAAAACACUCUGUGUCCGGUGAAGAUGGGAAAGUGGGUCUGCCAUCUUUACAAGAGAUGCCUGGAACUCUGUCUGCAUAGGCCUCUGUUGGCAUUAUCUCCACUUUUUGCCUUCUAUUUUCCAUACUAAAACUUUAUUGGAGUGACAUAGGCCAAGAGGGAGUUGAAGAGUUUUGUGCUAAACAACCUGAGACUGUCAAAAAGAAUGCACAAAUCAUAGAGGCAUUAGGUUGUAAGGUGUGAUGAAAGGCUCUCACAUUUCCCCUGUUGUAUCAGAAGUCUCACUGCCUGAAUGCAGGGUUUACACUAUCAACAGUCCCAAUUUCCAAAAGGGAACUGUGUUGAAAAGAGAACUGAGAAUAUGCAAGAGUGUGAUUUUUUUUAAACUAACAAUGGCACACAGUGUCCAGUGUUGAUGAGAAAAAUUUUCAGCAGAAGUUGCAUAUUUUUUCAAAUCUUUGAUUGUAAAAAACAAUUGAACACGCUGAAAAAAUACUUCUGACGUGUUGUGUGUGGCUCCUUAAAAGGGUUUGAGAGGAAUUAUUAUUUCAAGGUUUUAUUUAAUCGUCCAGUUUACAACAAAGUUUGACAGUAUGUAUGAAAUGUACAGAACUUUGGUUCUUACACAAACAGAUGAGAUGAUUUUGGUUGCCAACUAAGUCAUUGAGACAUUGUUUUCUUGUCAUAUUGUGUGAAACAUUAUUUAAUAUAGUUUUAAAAAAGAAAUUAAUUUGUUGACAGUCAUUUCAUAACUGGAUAUUAUUUAUUAGAAGACUCAUCAGUCAUCAAAGUCGGCUUCAGUAACUUGUGAGUGUUUUUCUUUUUCCUUUUUGGCUUGCUAUAGGGAACGUGAAGUUAGCGGGGUCCACUACUCCUGUAUACUUCAGCUUCUUCCUUUUCAUAUGCUUCUUUAUUAUAUUGCCCCCCUCCUCUCAUGGACCUGGUAUGUCAGUAGAUACUUUUCGAGAUAUUCCAAGACACAGUCGUCUUCUGUGUGCUCAGCCAACUUCCUCAGCACCUGCUGAUGCCACCACUUGUACCUGGGCUAAAGCAGUCUCACAGCCAGACAAGAUGUGGUGAAGAGCACUCAUGUCUCCUCUGAGCCAAGCCUUUGUUCCUGGGUUAGGUUGGCUGGACUGGAAAGGGGGUCGUAUGUGGCUUUGCCUUUGCGAAUGGAACCUCCUUCUUCUGAGGGUCACUGCAUCCAGCCACUGCAUUUCAUCAUUCUUGUUUUUUCUGUGACCAACUUCUUUCAUCCCAUCAUCAUAACUUCUGACCAAAGCUUUCCUGGCUGCACCAUCUUGUGCAUCUUCAUAUUUGUUGGGUUCUCCUAUGGGUUAGUGCUUUAGCCAACCACUGCAUUCACACAAUCCUCUGCCCUCCAUGCUAUCGCUGCCCAGAUCUUGGCACUAACAUCCCUGAUCAGAUGGUUACUCGACUGGGUUCAAGUACCAGCCUGGUUUUCUCCAGCCUGUACUCCAAAGAGAUAUUCUUUAGUGGUAUGCUGUGCAUUUCUUCCAAACAAAGCGGCAUUGGAGAGGCAUUUAGGAAGAUAAAGCCACUUCCAGAUGUAGUUAUUGGCCUUCAGUGACUGCUGUUACUGUUAUCUCUCUCAUUUGGGGGCUCAUCCCAUGUUAGUGAAGCUGGAACUGGUAGCACCAGACUUUGUAUUUUCUAGGAGGGCAGCUUUGGUCCAUUCUCUUCAAUCGCUCCUUCAGUUACUCUGCAGUGCCAGGUGCUUGUCUGUGAGCUCAGCUGUGUUAUGUCCACCCUGGUGUCUCAUUGAGUGAUCUGCAAACAACGGUACUCAUCCCCCUGCCACUUGAGAAGAGACUGCGUCAGUCUGAGUGAGUUCUUAAGAGUGAGUGCCAAGAUAAGCUGCUAUCAAACUUUCUCCAAACCUCUGCACCUUUUGUCAUUGGCUUUAAGAUCUUUUUCCUGUUGGUAUAUCUCCUUCUGCCCUCUGUUUCGGCUAAAUCUGAAGCAUCUGACUUGUGUAUAGGGCAGCUUGAUGGGAAACAACUACAAAACAGAACUGGACUGAAUCCACCUUCAGGGCACACUUUUUACAACGUGAUGGGCCUUACUUUGAUUUUUAAAAUGUGAUGAGAAAUGCAUGUAACAGCUGUGCAUCGAGCUAAGUUUUAAAAUAAAUGGGCUUAUGUCUCCCACUUGAAAUAUAAAAUGCAAAAUUACAAGUCCUGACAGUUAUUUAAAGUUCCUUUUGAUAUGCACAUAAACUCUCUCACACCGAGUAACCAUCUCAGCAGUCAUGAAUGAGACUGUCCUUUUCCCCUUUCUAAAAUUCAAUGGAAUUUCCUUGGGAUGAAACCGCAUGUUUUGAAGACCUACACACAUCACACCAAAUACUGUCAUAUAUAAAAGCU